Molecule: messenger RNA, 1837 nt
Organism: Drosophila obscura
Lineage: Eukaryota; Metazoa; Arthropoda; Insecta; Diptera; Drosophilidae
Product: leucine-rich repeat-containing protein 58
Exons: 3
Coding region: 369-1484 (371 amino acids)
Molecular function (GO): protein binding
Source: RefSeq, a predicted model, not a curated record
UCAUUUGGGUUGGGGCGAGCGAGCGAGCGUCACGUUAGCUCUGGGCACAGUUACAGACACCGUUCCACACGUUCACGUUCACUUGUCGCGACGAGUUUCAGUUGGUUUCGCUGUUUCGUUAUUCUUGAUUGUUUUUCUUAUUAUUUUGUUGUUUUUUGUUUUCUGUGUGUGCUUCUGCUCUGUCCCGUCUCUGUUGGAUCAGAUCAGAACAGAUCAACAUCGUCAUCAUCCGUUGAUCUGCGCCGUAGAACAGCAUCGUCGAUCAGUUCCAAUUGAGAUCCGUAAACAAAAAGCAACGCGAUCGCGCCGACUCUUUCCAAGUGAUCCAAACAGAACGAACAGAAGGAGGCCCAAGCCCAAGCCCAGCCAUGGAGGUGUACACGUCGGACAGCUCGGACACGGACUCGCGCGACCAAAAGACCAUCGAUUUUGGGCGCAUGAGUCUCGAUUCGGUUACGCUCGAGGAUCACCUGACAUCGCCGCACAAGGCCCUGCUCAAGUCCAGCGGCGACAUUGAGACGAUGCUGCUCAACCACAACCGACUGGUGAGCCUGCCCCGGGUCCUGCAGCAGUUUGCCAACCUCAAGGUGCUGGAUCUCAGCUCCAAUGCGAUCACCCAGCUGCCGGAUGCCAUCUGCCAGCUGCCGCUGGUCACAUUGAUUGCCAAGAACAAUUUGCUGACCAACUGCUCGCUGCCCAAGUCGCUGCUGGCCAAGCAGGCGGCCGGCGGUGGCUACGGACACGGACACAGCACCCUCAAGGAGCUCAAUCUGAGCGGCAACCAGUUGACCCACUUCCCCGAGCAGGUCACCGAGCUGCGCCACCUCAAGUAUCUGUAUGUGGGCGGCAACAAGAUAACGGGCAUCUCGAAGGACAUUUGGAAGCUGCAAAGUCUGCAUGUGCUGUCGCUGGGCGGCAACCUGAUCAGCGAGGUGCCCGAUGCUGUGGGGUCACUCAGCCAGCUGCAGGCGCUGGUCCUGUGCGACAAUCUCAUCGAGAAUCUGCCGAUGAGCAUUGCCCGGCUGAAGAACCUCAAGUCGCUGCUGCUGCACAAGAAUCGUCUGCGCCACUUGCCCAAGGACAUUGUGGCCCUGAAGAACCUAACGGAGUUGAGCCUGCGCGACAAUCCGCUGGUGGUGCGCUUCGUGCAGGACAUGGCAUUGAAGCCCCCAACAUUGCUGGAGCUGGCUGGCCGCAUUGUGAAGGCUAGUGGCCAGCGGCCCGGACCCUACGACAUACCGCGUACCCUGGCCGAGUAUCUGAACAGUGCCAACUGCUGCGUGAACCCCAACUGCAAGGGCGUCUUCUUUGACAAUCGCGUGGAGCACAUCAAGUUCGUGGACUUUUGCGGCAAGUACCGCGUCCCGCUGCUGCAGUAUCUAUGCAGCUCGAAGUGCAUCGAGCAUGAGGAACCGGCGCGCGGCUCCAGUGCGAGCAGCAGCGCCAAUAGCGGGUUCAUGAUGCGCAAGGUGCUCCUGGGCUAGGCCGUGCGGCCCCGGCCUGGCCCUGGCCCUGGCUGGCAGCAGGAGUGCCAUCGGAGCGUCGUCGGUGGCUGGCAUCGACCGGAUAUCGAUAUCGGAGACGGAGAUCCAUUCGUUGUAAGGCCGCGGGGCCCCAUGGCACCAGCGCCGCGCCAUCGGCUCUGGAGUUUGGCGGCCGCCGGGCCCGGCCCGUCCCACCGGCUCGCCGGCACAUCCCAUUGGCUUUAUCACGUUAUCAAGUCAAAUUUGAUCUAAUUUGCUAUAUGAUUAUCGAGUCGUUCGCUUUGUUGUUGUUUGUUGUUUGUUGUUUGCUUGUUGUUAUAAAGCCCGCCUUCCCACACCCCCCCAAAGAUACC